AGUAGAUCCAGUCACAUGAGACUACCACUUCUCUCUAAAAGUCUGGCAUACACAAGAUGCGGGGAUAAUCACUGGCACUGUUGCACACACAGUCGAGUAUCAGUUUGGAAUCCCCCAUUAAACUAUAUAUAAAAAUGGGGGAAAGGUAUCAAACGGCACAAAUUGUUCAUCCUGGGAUGCUCGAAAUCGAAGGAAUGAGAUUGAUAAUUCCGGUCUUCCGGAUGACACCGACGGAUAGAGUCCUCAUCGCCGGUAGCUCCAGCAGCUCCAGAGACGGGCCCUUCGUGUGACUGCCUCUCAAACGAACCGAACGGCGGAAAUCGCUCCUUGGGAAACGCGUUAGAGAUGAUUUCUGGAAACAUCAAUUUCUUUUUCGUUUUCUUUUACGAGGAACAUCAAUUUCUUAGUAACAGUGAAGCAACAUAUGAGAGGACAACAGAAUGGUGCACAAGACUAAGAGUCGGCGUGAACACGGUGAUGAGAACUCAUGUAAGUGCGCGACGGCCUGACAGUGGUGCAAUGACGGGUCUUCUUGUCGUGAAAUUUGGAGUCCGAAGGGUUCCCGGCUUGAGAGCGUGUGGUGGCCUGGGCAGGUCGGGAUUGAGACACCGGAUAAAGGGGUUUUCGGAUUCUGGUCGUGCUUUCUAGCGGCAUCCAAAGGAACAAAAUAACGGAGGAGUUAAGGGUGGCUGAAAUGCAACCAAAAAGAUUAAAUUUGUGUUUAUUUGGUCUAUUUAAAACUUUAGUGUCCAAUCUAAAAUUCAUUAAAAACAUUGAUGUCAUCUUUGAUCCUUUUCCCUGUUAAUAAUUAUGCAAAGCUUUUUUCAAGAUUUUACAUUUAUUCUCUAUAUAUAUACCGGU
This is a messenger RNA of Cuscuta epithymum, 861 nucleotides long. Lineage: Eukaryota; Viridiplantae; Streptophyta; Magnoliopsida; Solanales; Convolvulaceae. The record is from the annotation of a GenBank genome assembly.